Messenger RNA from Oldenlandia corymbosa var. corymbosa, 2163 nucleotides. The record is from the annotation of a GenBank genome assembly. NCBI's taxonomy places the organism in Eukaryota, Viridiplantae, Streptophyta, Magnoliopsida, Gentianales, Rubiaceae.
AUGAUGCAUUAUCUAGACCUCAUGAGUUGGAUUCCCUUUUUCUUUUUCGUUCUCUUCAGUUUGAAUCUUGUAAAGAACAAAUGGAAGACGAAUAAGGCAAUCAAGAAGAAGCUUCCAGCAGGGCCAUGGAAGCUUCCAAUCAUUGGAAACAUGCAUCAAUUGAUUGGUUCACUUCCGCAUCAUGCUCUCAAAAAUUUAGCCCAAAAACAUGGUGAUCUGAUGCAUCUUCAGCUCGGAGAAAUCUCGGCUAUCGUCGCGUCGUCUCCACGCAUGGCGAAAGCGAUUUUGAAGACACACGAUGUUGCUUUUGCGGAUAGGCCGGAUUUUCUCGUCGGAAAGAUCAUAUUCUAUGAUAAUUCCGAUAUCGCGUUUUCUCCGUUUGGCGAUUACUGGAGACAGAUGCGGAAAAUAGCUACUUUGGAGCUUCUUAGCAACAAAAGUGUCCGAUCAUUUUCUUCGAUUCGCAAAGAUGAGAUCUUGCAACUCAUUUCAUCCAUUCGGGAAGAGGCUUUGAAACCAUCAAAGAAGCCUAUAAAUUUGGCCCAAAAGACUUUCUCAUACACAAACUCUAUGGUUUGUAGAGUUGCAUUUGGUAGGGUUUUCGGGCAGCAUAGAGACAAAGUGAUUAAGCUGAUGAAGGAAGUGUUAUUGCGAGCCAGUGGAUUUGAUAUUUCCGAUAUUCUUCCAUCCUGGAAAAUUCUUUGUCACUUAAGCUUGAUGAAGCCUAAGUUGGAGGAAUUGCACGAUGAGUUUGAUGAGAUUUUGGAAACCAUAAUACAAAAACAUUUGGAGAACCCAACUGGGAGGAACGGUGAGUUCGGACAAGAAGAUCUGAUUGAUGUUCUACUAAGGAUUCAAAAAAGUGGUGAUCUUCAGUUUCCAAUCAACAACACCAACAUCAAGGCGGUAUUGCUGGACAUGUUCACUGGAGGGACUACAACUUCAGCUACAGUGGUGGAAUGGGCAAUGGCAGAGAUGAUGAGAAAUCCAGAUGUAAUGGCAAAAGCCCAGAGAGAAAUAAGGAAAGCUUUGCCUAGAGCGGAAAAGAGAGUUAUCGAAGAAAUUGAUAUUCAAAAAUUGAGUUACUUAAAAUUAGUAAUUAAAGAAACUCUAAGGCUUCAUUCUCCUGUGCCUUUAUUAGUUCCUAGGGAUUGCAAGGAGCAAUGUGAAAUUGACGGAUAUAUCAUCCCUCCGAAAACAAGAGUUAUGGUUAAUGUUUGGGCGAUCGGAAGAGAUCCAAAGUAUUGGAAUGAUCCGGAAAGCUUCCAACCGGAGAGGUUUGAGAAUAACACAAUUGACAUCUUAGGAACUGAUUUUGAAUAUCUUCCAUUUGGUGGUGGUAAGAGGAUUUGCCCUGGAAUUUCAUUUGGUUUAGCUAAUGUCGAAGUUCCACUUGCUAAUCUGUUGUACCAUUUCAACUGGAAACUACCGGACAAUAUUGAAAGUUCGGGUUUAGAUAUGGCAGAGGCUUAUGGAUUAGCCGGAACAAGGAAAAACAGCCUUUUAUUGAUACCCUCACCGUUGGCAUUGGAAGAAAUUAAUGAAAAUCAAAGAGGUUAUGAAAGCAGGGAUCAGCAAUGGUCAAUGAACCUGAAACUGCUCAUCACUUAUUCUUUCAAUUUGAAUGUCCAAGAAAUGCUGCAAGUAUGGAGAUGGGAUAUCAGUGUGCUGGAGCAGUUGCCGGGCUACAUAAGACCUUGUUACCGGGCUCUCUUAAAUGUUUAUUUUGAGACAGCGAAAAGGCUGGCUAGACAAGAGAAAGCAAACCUAGCGGAAUAUGCAAUAUCAUCUAUGCAAGAUUUAGCAAAAUCGUAUUGCGAAGAGACAAAAUGGAUACUCAGGAAGGACAUUCCUAACUAUGAUGAGUACAUGAAGGUUGCACUUCCAAGUUGUGGUUACAAAAUGUUACCAAUGAAUGCCUUGAUGUGCAUGGGGAAAUUUGUGACUCAAGAUAUCCUCGAUUGGAUGGCAAAGACACCAUUGAUCAUAACAGCUGUCACUUUGAUUUGUAGAUUAAUGGACGACAUUGCUAAUGGAGAGUGGGGUAAACAAAGGGGAGAAGAAGCUUCGGCGGUUGAAUGUCACAUGCAUCAAUAUAACACUUCCAGAGAAGACACCUUGAUUGAGCUUCGGAAACAAGUAGCAAAUGCAUGGAAGGAUUGA